This is a messenger RNA of Papaver somniferum (opium poppy), 3668 nucleotides long. RefSeq names its product serine/threonine-protein kinase EDR1-like. The transcript has 15 exons. Gene Ontology annotation, molecular function: protein kinase activity; ATP binding. The record is from RefSeq and is a predicted model, not a curated record. Gene Ontology annotation, biological process: regulation of DNA-templated transcription; protein phosphorylation. NCBI's taxonomy places the organism in Eukaryota, Viridiplantae, Streptophyta, Magnoliopsida, Ranunculales, Papaveraceae. Bases 1278 to 3026 code for a protein of 582 amino acids.
GACAUGGCGAGAAAGGAAAAGGGGCCAGAUACUCGGAGUUUGUGGCCCGAUCACAUGUAGCCGGGACGGGCAGCCAGGCAUUCUCAGUUCUAUGUCUAUUUACUGUUCGAUGUAGCAGCAGCAACAUCAACAAAAAUGGAUAGCCACGAAGAAGAAUUCAAUCCCCAAAUUUCUCAUCAACAAUAACAACAGCAACAUUUCUCAAAGAGAGAUGGUGAUACUCUACUGUCAAAUUCACUUGAUAAGAAAGAUGGUGGUGACAAAGAGGAGGUAUUAACUAACUAGGUAUGGCGAAGCUUGGUUUGAUAACCGGCAGGCUUUGUUGAAGGAGUUUCCAGGAGGUUUAGAACGAAAGGGUGUUUUUAACCUACGCUGUCAAAGAACAGAUUAGUGGUCAAUCUGGAACACAAGGUGUAUGAAGUUAUGUAUAAUGUAUCUGAAAUACAAGUUGGAUGCCUCUUGCCGUUAUUUGUAUACAAAGGUAUUCUUUGCAAGCAUGCUUUAUCUGUCUUGAAUGAAUUUGUGGAGGAAAUCCUGUCUCAGUACAUACUCUUAAGAUGGUGCAAAGAUUUCAAACGUAAAUUUCUUUUGAAUCAUCACUUGGACCAUUCAGAUGUUAGAAACCCAGUGCAACAUUAUGAUAUUCUGUAUCAGAAUGCCAUUCAACUUGUAGAUGGAGGAGUGCUAUGAGCUUUAAAUUCGUUUCGCAACGAUUACAAGACUUGAAGAAUAAGGUCCAUAUUGAGAAGUGUUUCUUCUUAGCUACAAAAACUGAGUAUUUGGUGCUCGGUUUACAACCUGCCCGACUUCCUGUAAUGACAAAGUGUCUCUGUAAGUUGUUUGGUAAUGCACUCCAUAAGGGCUUUUCACUUUCGGAAGAGAGAAACUUGGAUUGCCUUUGCUGGAUCGCUUAUGCUUGGAGACCAAGUUCUUUUCUUACCUUAUGGACACUACAUUAGCCAAGCAAUUGUUGCAGAAGAUCGAAGAUCUUGAAGCAGGAGACGGCGAGCUUAAACAAGAAAUGUUGAAACUAGUCCUUCAUGGAAGCCUUACAGGCUGCAGAAUCGAUUCUGCAGAUAAAUUGGUUUACAGUGACCAGAAAUGUUGCACAAAUUCAACUACGGGACCAAGAUUUGCGGGUUCAAGGAGAAAGGUUGGUGGUGGGGGUUACAGCGAAACCAUGGCAGGGUGUGCGGCAAGCUCAAAUUCAUUAAGAUUGAGAGAGAAUAGUGGUGCUGAUCCUUUAAAUCCUGUAACACAGUUUAAAUUUGACGGAGAUGCAUUCUUUGAAUAUCUUGGAGUCAAUGGGCCAGGCAGUUCAUUUUUAUGAUCACAGUUACAUAAUAUGUUACUGGAAUCGUGCUGCUGAGCAACUUUUUGGUUAUUCUGUAUCAGAAGCGCUUGGUCGGUGUACCCUUGGCCUCAUUAUUGAGGAACAGGACUUUAACGAAGCGGACAAAAUUGGACGCAGGACUGCCAUUGGGCAAUGCUACACUGGACAGUUUCCUGUCAGGAACAAGCAAGGGAGACGAUUUAAAGUCAUCGUUACCAUUAAGCCAUUAUAUGAUGAUACUGGUGAGAUCAUUGGGGUUGUCCGUGUAUCGUGUGAUUCACAGCCCUUUCGAGAUAUUGCUCCAGUUUUCUCUAAAACAAGUCCUAUUCCGGAAGACGCCUACACUAACGCUAGUCAGAAGCCUAGAAGUGGUUUCGCAACAACUAAACCUUGUUUUAACACUCAGGAGAUUCUGCAUGUUGUGAUUUGCUCAAAAAUAUGGAAGCUGGCAUCAAGAAUGACCAAAAUAUUGUUCUCAAAAUUGAUACCUCGUGUGAAAACCAUGAAGCAUGAGAUCCUUCAUGGGGGAAGCUCAUAUGCUAACCCUCAAGGUUUCAGAGAAACAAAUUUUUUGGAUAAACGGAAUGAUGCCCUGCAGGAAGGAUCCCCAAUAAACUCCCGUGGAGAUUCAGACGACAAGGGUAAAGGUACGAUUUCCCACGAGAUGGUGUCUUAUUCACGGGCAUGGAAAGGAACCAAACAAAGUAGGUUUGUAACAAGGAUUCCCACCACCUAUGGUGUGUUGUAUGAUGAACAGGAAGAUGAUUUCAAUCGUCAGAGGAGUACUGAGCCUGAAAGCCAGAUAGUGCAGUGUAGCCGAUUUGGUGGAAAUGAAGCCUCUGGUUCUACAUUCUCCUCUUUUGACAGUGCAAGCACUGUGACCAUUAACAAUAGCAGUGUAUGUCCUCUUCAUAACUUUGAUACGGAUGCAGACUCUUCGGAUUAUGAUAUCUCGUGGGAAGACUUGACCUUCGGUGAACAAAUAGGGCAGGGUUCAUCUGCAACCGUGUUUCACGGCCUAUGGUGUGGCUUGGAUGUUGCUAUAAAGGUAUUCCUCAAUUUUGAGAACUGGGAUGGCUUAUUAAGUUGCUUCAGAGAAGAGGUGUUACUCAUGAAGAGACUCCGACAUCGGAAUUUACUACUAUUUUUGGGAGCAGUGACUUCACCUCCGCAUCCCUGCAUUAUCACCGAGUUCCUCCCACGUGGAAGUCUGUUUCAGUUGCUUCACCGUAACUUUGUUACGAUGGAUUGGAGGCGACGUGUUAACAUGGCUUUAGAUGUUGCACGAGGAAUGAAUUAUCUUCAUCAAUGGGACCCACCAAUUGUUAAUUGUGAUUUGAAGUCAUCGAAUCUGCUGGUUGACAAGAACUGGACUGUGAAGGUUGGUGAUUUUGGUCUCUCGCGGCUCAAACAUGCAACCUUUCUUACAACAAAGAAAUGGAGGGGAACGACACAGUGGAUGGCGCCAGAGGUUAUUCGUAACGAGCCAGUGGAUGAGAAGUCUGAUGUAUAUAGCUUUGGAGUUGUUUUGUGGGAGCUUGCCACACUGAAGAUCCCCUGGUAUGGCCUAACACCCGUGCAGGUGAUUGCAGCUGUAGGAUUCAUGGAACAGCGUCUUGAGAUUCCGAAAGACAUGAACCCACAAUGGGCAUCUUUAAUUAAGAAUUGCUGGCAAAGCAAGCCUGAACGCUGACCAACAUUCGGAGAACUGCUUGAAAAGUUGAUGGUUCUACAGAGUGCAGAGACAUUAUUUUAUUCAAAGCCUAGUGAUUCUCUUUUAGGGCAUGGUGGUAGUUAAUAUCUUCUUAACAUUGCUGCAGUGGAUUAAUGUAUCUAACAUACAAGUUGGUUGCACUUGCAGAUGAUUUUAACGAGUGGUGGAUUAACAUUAUAGUUGUAACGAGUGGUGGUUAGUUUUAUCAUGAAUCACUGUUUUAAGUCAGUCAAUUUGUAUUUGUAAUUUUGUCUGUGCGGUGACCCUUGUUAAGAAGAAGACAAACUGAUAUUGGUGUCCCAAAAUGCCUAAUAAAGUUUACCUUGGAAGUUGAGUUUGGAAUGCCUUCAAACAGUGACAAAUAAAAUCAAAAUAUGAAGCUCUUUAUAUAGAUAACUCCACAACCAAACAAACCCUAGAUUUCCCUACACAAUUGAAAUACUUGCUAACUAAGAAAAGAUAAAGUUACUGUGCAAUCAAGUCUCUUUCCUUGAAGAUGCUUCCAUACGUCUUGAUAAUAUGUUAUUAGAUUGUCUCAAGAACAUGUCAUUAGUUUCUCUGGAAGCUGCUCUAAUAUAAUUUGGUAGAAUCCACAAAAUUUUCAUUAAAGAUGGUGGCAUC